AUGCAAUUUACAAAGCUUGAAAUUCCUGAUGUGGUUCUGAUUGAACCACGGCGUUUGGAGGAUUUCCGCGGUUAUUUUAUGGAAGUUUUUCAUGAAAAAGUUUUCCGAACACAUGUGGCUGAUGUCCAUUUUGUACAAGAUAAUGAAGCAAUGUCUACAGCGAUAGGAACAGUUCGAGGAUUGCAUUUUCAAAAACCGCCUGCAGCACAUGGCAAACUAGUUCGUGUUUUGAAUGGCGCAGUUUAUGAUGUUGCUGUCGAUAUUCGAGAUGGAUCACCCUUCUUCGGCAAGCAUGUUGGACUCAUGCUCGACGCCUCCUCUGCGAAAAUGCUUUGGAUACCACCUGGAUUCGCACAUGGAUAUUGUACAUUGAAAAGCGAUAGCAUCGUUGCCUAUAAGAUAACGGAUUUUUACAGUGCUGAACAUGAUGCUGGUAUUGUCUGGAAUGAUCCUGAUCUUGGAAUCAACUGGCCGGUGACCUCUAAUGAUGCUAUUUUAUCAGACAAAGAUCGUUUGCUGCCAACAUUUACGAAUAUACCAUCGCUAUUCACCUUUCAAGAAAAUCUCAUAGAAAAAACAGAAGAUCCAUAUAAAAUACAAGUAAAUAGCUGA
Messenger RNA from Rotaria sordida, 612 nucleotides. The record is from the annotation of a GenBank genome assembly. NCBI's taxonomy places the organism in Eukaryota, Metazoa, Rotifera, Eurotatoria, Philodinida, Philodinidae.